Durusdinium trenchii is the source of this 333-nucleotide messenger RNA. The record is from the annotation of a GenBank genome assembly. Lineage: Eukaryota; Dinophyceae; Suessiales; Symbiodiniaceae.
AUGUCCAGCUGCAUGUCCAUCUCAAGGGAUGACAGAUUCGUGUGCACAAAAGAUGACGUUCCGCAGAUUCGUGUCUUUGAUGCUGACAUCUCCCAAAAUCAUCAAAAUCCCCGCAUUUUGCCUGGCAACAGCACAUUGGCGGCUGUGGCUCAAAAGAAGGGGUGUUUGAUGGUGUUUGAAAUCUGUAGAUCGCAAAGACCUAGCAUUGGCAGGCUUGCGAUGAGCCCCCUUUUGACCAUGCCCCCAGAAAGCAGGAAGGCGGCUGAGUCACAACAUCAAACCCAGGAAGAGUCUCACAGUGUUUACUUUCAAAGUCCUCUCAUGGGUACAUAA